Molecule: messenger RNA, 981 nt
Organism: Symbiodinium sp. CCMP2592
Lineage: Eukaryota; Dinophyceae; Suessiales; Symbiodiniaceae
Source: the annotation of a GenBank genome assembly
AUGCCCUACGAGUACAUGUGCCACCCUGCUCUUGCCCACGACUUCUGGGCCAUCAACUGGGUGGAGGGCUUCAAAAACACCAGGAAGGUGGAGCUUACGAUGCCCAAGAACCCGCUGGUGAGCAGCUUGCCGACGCGCUCCAUUCAGAAGUUUGGUUGGAAGCCGGAUAUGCCGGACCACCGUGACCUCCAUGUCACCUUCCCCAAGGUGGAAGCGCCCACGAAGAUCAAGAAGAGGGCCGAGGGACAGAAGGAGACCGUGGACCUUCGCCCCAUGAACGGUGGCUUCCCCAUCUUCGACCAGGGUCAUCUGGGAAGCUGCACGGCGAACGCCUUGGCAGCCGCCUUCCAUUUCACUCUCCACAAGAUGGAGGUGGAGAACCACAAGGACUUCGCGGACUUCACCCCGAGCCGGCUGUUCAUCUACUACAACGAGCGCCUGGUUGAGGGUAGCGUCAACCAGGAUGCUGGAGCGAUGAUCCGCGACGGCAUCAAGACGAUGUCCAAGGUCGGCGUGUGCCCCGAGAGUGUGUGGAAGUACGACGACGGCCCGAGCUUCUUCAAGCAGGAGCCCAACCAGCAGGCAUACGAGAUCGCGCAGAAGUGCAGGGUCAUGGGCUAUGCCCGCGUUGCACAGGACCUGAGCCAGAUGAAGAUGUGCAUCAAGAGCGGCUACCCCUUCGUCUUCGGCUUUGCCGUCCUGUCAAGCUUCCAGACAGCGGAGGUUGCCAGGACCGGCAAGAUGGUGAUGCCCCAGGCGAACGACCAGCAGCUGGGCGGCCAUGCCGUGUGCGCCGUGGGCUACGACGAUUUCCAGCAGUGCUUCAUUGUCCGCAACUCCUGGGGCGAGGGGUGGGGCGACAAGGGCUACUUCUACAUGCCUUACGAGUACAUCUGCCACCCCUCCCUCGCCUCCGACUUCUGGGCCAUCAACUGGGUGGAGGGCUUCAAGAAUGCAUCCACGAAGCCGGCCAAGAAGUGA